AUCCAUACAUACGCACAAGCUCUCUUUUUCUGUUCCAGUUUUGUUUCUCUCUCUCUCUCUCUGAAACCUCACUGAAGCCUGUGUGAACUGUGAAGCACUCGUCACAAACCCAGUACACCACCCACACAGCUUUAUAGUUUGGAGAGAGAAAACACAAAUAUACAUACGGAUGGAGAAGAACACGACAGACAAAGCUGUUUACCCCAGGGGAAAAGGAUGCAUUGACAGAAUGAGGACUAUAUAACAGUUGUAACCCACCAAUGGCGUCUCCUCUGUUUUCUUACAGAGCAGUCAUAACUCUCGCCCACCCAUCAUUCAAUUCAGAACCCUCUCUCUACCGGCUCUCUUGAUUUGUCUGUUUCUGGUUCCAGCUCUAUUGUUGUGUCAUAGCUGUUUCUUGAAAAACUAGGAUUUGGGUUCACGCAAUGGCAUUGAUUGAGCCUCUGUCCCUUCGCUAUUUUUGACCUCUGUUUUUUAGGUUUUUUUUUUGGGGGGGUUGGGGUAUGAUACGCGUGUCUUAAGGUUUACAAACAACUGAGUUGGUGAGGGUGGACCUCUCUCUCUCUCUUGAAAAUGAAGUAUUUUCUCUUUCUAGGAUUUGGUAAGUGAGUUUUCUUGCUUUUUCUUUAAGUUCUUUUUCCCUUGAAUUCAUAACCUUUGGUAAGCUGGGUCUUGUAUUUAUUUCUUCUUUUUUUUUUAGUUCGUCUAUCCUUUGUCUUGCUUUUGAUCCCUAGCUAUUUUCACGGUUUCCUCGCAGGAUUUAUAUCUGUGCUAUUUUCUAUAUUUUACACCUUUUCAGAUUUGUUCCCAGGAGAUGCAUUAUCAGCACUGACUCUUUUCAAGAUCUCAUUUUUCAGUUUUUCAAGCCUUUGUUGACUUAAUGAAGCUCAACUUUCCUCUAGGAACGCUUGUUAGCCCUAAAUACACCUCGAUUGGUGGGCCCUGCGGCGCAACGGACAGGUAUCCAGUAUCCAAGCACUGGGUUUCAUCUUGAAAGAACAUUGGAGUGGAUUGAGUAUUUUGAAAUUUGGGCCACACACUGGUGCAUUUGGCUGAGAGAGAUUUAAGAUUUGGGUCAAAGUUGGUUUUCAGUUAUUGUAAAUGUAUGGAUCGAAGGGAAGCUAUGGGUUUUCCUGGUUCUACUUAUUAUAUGCAGAGAGGGAUGCCUGGGUCUGGCUCAGGGCUGCAGGGGACACAAGUCACCCAUCCCUUAUCUGAUCCAAAUUUAUCAUAUCAGUCUAACAGUGGGGCUAAUUCAAUGGGAUCAACAUUGCCAAUGGAUUCUUCCCCAGUAGUUUCACCUCAUGGGAUUAAUGUGGGUGCACCAUCUGGUGUGCCAGCAGCACAGCCUGUGAGAAGAAAAAGGGGAAGACCGCGAAAAUAUGGACCGGAUGGGGCUAUGUCGUUGGCAUUGUUGCCCAAAUCAUCUAAUCCUCCACUGAAUGUAACCCCAACCCAGAAGCGCGGUAGAGGCCGCCCGCCGGGGUCCGGGCGGAAGCAACAAAUAGCGUCUCUUGGUGAAUUGAUGUCUGGUUCGGCUGGGAUGGGCUUUACUCCGCAUGUCAUCACCAUUGCUGUAGGAGAAGACAUCACGACGAAAAUAAUGUCUUUUUCACAGCAGGGCCCGCGAGCUAUAUGCAUCUUAUCAGCCAGUGGUUCCGUAUCCUCUGUGACACUUCGUCAGCCCUCAACGUCUGGUGGCAAUGUCACAUAUGAGGGGCGCUUUGAGAUAAUCUGUCUGUCAGGCUCUUACCUGGUCACUGAUAAUGGCGGGUCCCGUGGUCGAUCUGGAGGUCUGAGUGUCUUGCUUGCUAGUCCUGAUGGUCGUGUCAUUGGUGGCGGAGUUGGGGGAGUGCUGCUUGCAGCCAGCCCUGUUCAGGUAAUAGUGGGAAGCUUCUUGUGGGGUUCAAAGGCGAAGAACAAAGUUGGGGCACGCCUAGAAGGUUCUGGAGAUUUUAAUCGCCUGACGUCCAACAAUCCAGUCGCUCCAGCCAGUACUCCUCCCAUUCACAACGUCGCUCCUAUAUCUUCAGUCGGUGGUUGGCCCGGCAUUGAUUUGAUGCAGUGACCAUUUUUACUAGCGAUAGAUCAGCAGUGUAUAUAUACUUCGACGUUUAGUCACUGGAUUCUAAUUCCUUCAGUCACUGACUAUUUUGGGCUUGAGGGAUCUCACUUCGUAUCCUGCCGGGACAAUUCGGUUGUACUAAUAUCAUUUCAGCUCAAUGGAAGUUUAGUUGGAUCUCA
Rhododendron vialii is the source of this 2244-nucleotide messenger RNA. Its product is annotated as AT-hook motif nuclear-localized protein 9. Lineage: Eukaryota; Viridiplantae; Streptophyta; Magnoliopsida; Ericales; Ericaceae. The transcript has 6 exons. The record is from RefSeq and is a predicted model, not a curated record. Gene Ontology annotation, molecular function: minor groove of adenine-thymine-rich DNA binding. The coding region runs from base 1106 to 2068 and encodes 320 amino acids.